Belonocnema kinseyi is the source of this 2160-nucleotide messenger RNA. Its product is annotated as peptidylprolyl isomerase domain and WD repeat-containing protein 1. Gene Ontology annotation, biological process: protein peptidyl-prolyl isomerization. The transcript is spliced from 9 exons. The coding region runs from base 273 to 2111 and encodes 612 amino acids. NCBI's taxonomy places the organism in Eukaryota, Metazoa, Arthropoda, Insecta, Hymenoptera, Cynipidae. The record is from RefSeq and is a predicted model, not a curated record. Gene Ontology annotation, molecular function: protein binding; peptidyl-prolyl cis-trans isomerase activity.
GAUACGCUGAGAAUUGAACCAAGAGACCAAGACCUUUUUGCUAAAUCUGCCUAAUUAUAGAAUCCAAAUGCAGAAGAAACCAUGAAAUUAGUCUCGACGAAAAAAAAAGGAACAUUGGUAUUCACAGCACGAUUGGAAACUAGUGAAGAAACUAAUCGAUUAAUCGAAGUAAUUGAAGUCGAAACAGACUCGUCUCUGGUCAUAUUUGUAAACAUUUUAGAAAAUUAGAGGCAAUAAGUGUUUUUAAAGUUCGAAAUUGGUAUUUAUUUACCAUGGGUGAUGGAAAACGAGACCACAGUGAUAGUGAAGAAGAGUGGGUCGGACCAUUACCAUCGGAAGCUGCACCCGUAAAGAAAAAAAGAGUAUUGGAAUACGAGAGUGUAUACGUGGAUAAUUUGCCAAGCAGUGAAACUUAUGAAAAAAGUUUCAUGCACAAGGAUGUUGUCACACACAUUUUAGUAACAAAUAGGACCAAUUUUCUCAUAACAGCUAGUUGUGAUGGAAGCCUCAAAUUUUGGAAGAAACAAGAAGAAUUGAUAGAAUUCGUAAAACACUAUCGUGCACAUUAUAAAGCAAUUAUUGUCUCACUUUGUGGAAGCCAUAAUGGCGUGCAUGCAUGCACUGUCAGUGACGACAAAACCAUAAAAGUCUUUGACGUUAUUAAUUUUGACAUGAUUAAUAUUUUGAAACUGGAAUAUGUCCCUCUAUGUGCUGAAUGGAUUUAUGCGGAUGGCGAUGCAAUAUCUGCAGUUGCAGUAUCAGAUCAGGAUUCAAAUAAAAUAUAUGUUUACGAUGGUUUAGGCAAUUCGACCCCUUUACAAAUUUUUGAAAAAUUACACACCAAACCGGUCAUUUCCAUGAAGUACAAUCCGGUCUAUGAAACUUGUAUAUCAGUGGACAAAGCCGGGAUCCUAGAAUACUGGACAGGACCGAAAUUAGAGUACAAUUUCCCAAAGUGUGUCUCUUUUGACUCGAAAUUGGACACCGAUUUGUUUGAAUUCGCGAAAAACAAAACUUACCCUUGUGGUUUGGCGAUAUCCCCAGAUGGAAGGAAGUUUGCCUCGCUCGGUAGGGAUCGUAAAGUUCGAAUCUUUCACUUCCACACUGGGAAAUUGUAUCGUGUAUUUGAUGAGAGCCUUCAAAGGUACACAGAACUUCAGCAAACUACUUUGCAGUUGCCAAACAUGGAAUUCGGUCGCCGGAUGGCUGUUGAGAGGGAAUUGGACAAAACUGAAUCGAAUCUGGGAAACAUUGUGUUUGAUGAAUCUGGUUAUAUGAUUUUUUACAGCACAAUGCUUGGAAUCAAGCUUGUGAAUAUUUAUACAAAUCGAUGUAUUAGAAUAAUAGGAAAACCCGAGAAUCUUCGACCAAUGCAGUUGGCUCUCUUUCAGGGCAGAGCUAAGAAAACUGCAGGUGCUGUCAGUGUGGAAAUGGAAGCUUCGGAUAAUUCGGCCCUCGAGAUGAAUAAACCGGAUCCCACAUUAUUUUGUACGGCUCUGAAAAAGAAUCGAUUCUAUUUAUUCACAAGACGCGAGCCCGACGACACAAAAAGUCAAGAAUGCGACCGAGACGUUUUCAACGAGAAACCGUCGAAGGAAGACAUCAUUUCUUCGACGGAAGCAACGAAUAUGCAGAAAAUAUAUGACAAUGCGAUCAUUCACACGACUCUCGGAGACAUUCAUGUGACUCUUUUUGGAAAAGAUGUGCCGAGAACAGUUGAGAAUUUUUGCGUCCACUCGAAAAAUGGCUAUUACAACAGUCACAUUUUUCAUCGAGUUAUGAAAACUUUCAUGAUCCAAACUGGAGAUCCAACUGGAACUGGAACUGGAGGCGAAAGUAUUUGGGGUGGCGAGUUUGAGGACGAAUUUAGGCCACAUUUAAAACACGACAGGCCCUACACGCUCAGCAUGGCAAAUGCAGGACCUAAUACGAAUGGAAGUCAAUUUUUUAUAACGCUCACGCCAACGUCGUGGUUAGAUAACAAGCACACAGUUUUUGGCAGAGUUGUGAAAGGAAUGGAAGUUGUACAGAAUAUUAGUCAAGUAAAAACCAAUCCGAAGACAGAUAAGCCAUACGAUGACAUUCGAAUAGUUAGCAUAACUGUAAAGUAAUUUUUUAUAAAUAAAAUGCAACCUUAUUUAUGGUUUUUGAUUUUUCAUA